ACCACAACUCCCCUAUUUUCUCUCUAUUUUUCUUCGUUUUUCCCUCCAUCCCUCCAAAAAAGUCUCUGGUGUUGUGGGUUUGUCUCUCUUUCUUGCAACAAUGUCGACCGAGAAGGAAAGAGAGACUCAGGUUUACAUGGCCAAGCUCGCCGAACAGGCUGAGCGUUAUGAAGAAAUGGUGGAGUGUAUGAAAACAGUGGCAAAACUCGACCUUGAGCUAACUGUGGAGGAGAGGAACCUCCUCUCUGUGGGGUACAAAAAUGUUAUAGGCGCUCGACGUGCUUCUUGGCGCAUUAUGUCUUCGAUUGAGCAGAAAGAAGAGUCAAAGGGAAACGAGCAGAAUGUUAAACUGAUUAAGGGUUACCGCCAGAAGGUUGAGGAGGAGCUCUCCAAGAUUUGUGGUGACAUUCUGACAAUCAUAGACAAACACCUGAUCCCCUCUUCUGGCUCGGGGGAAGCCACUGUGUUCUAUUACAAGAUGAAAGGUGACUACUACCGGUAUCUGGCUGAGUUCAAGACUGACCAGGAAAGGAAAGAGGCCUCUGAGCAGUCACUGAAGGGCUACGAGGCUGCCUCCAGCACUGCUAACACUGACCUCCCUUCAACCCACCCAAUCCGUCUUGGCCUUGCUCUCAACUUCUCUGUCUUCUACUAUGAGAUAAUGAAUUCUCCUGAAAGGGCCUGCCAUUUGGCUAAGCAAGCUUUUGAUGAGGCAAUUGCAGAAUUGGACACCUUGAGCGAGGAGUCAUACAAGGACAGCACUCUGAUUAUGCAACUGUUGAGAGACAACCUCACUCUCUGGACCUCUGAUUUGCCUGAAGAUGGAGGUGAAGACAACUUCAAAGGUGAAGAACCCAAGGCUGCUGAACCUACUGAGCAUUGACAGAGUACUCUCAAGCUCUGCAUAAUGGCAAUAUGAUAUCAAAGUGCUUUGCAAAAGCAAAAUUUUCGUUUUCAUCUUUCAUUCUAGGAUUUCUCACCAAGGAAGGAGAUGGCGCUGUGUAAAACACUUGAGAAUGUUGUUAAUCUUUUCAGGCCCAACCAAAGCGAGAAGAUGAUAUGGGUUGACUAGGCUUCAUUAUUUUUGAUUCAUGUUUUGUUUUUCUUUUAAUCUUUUUGCCUUCUGCUUCUGGUAAAAUGUUAUUUCAUAGAAUCUACUACUUAUCCAAAGAAUGGAUAAUCUCUGUGCACUCUUAAUAUUGUAAUGACUUUUUGUCUGUCACUUUGUUUCUGUUA
Messenger RNA from Vitis riparia (riverbank grape), 1236 nucleotides. Its product is annotated as 14-3-3-like protein GF14 iota. The record is from RefSeq and is a predicted model, not a curated record. Bases 101 to 883 code for a protein of 260 amino acids. Gene Ontology annotation, cellular component: cytoplasm. Lineage: Eukaryota; Viridiplantae; Streptophyta; Magnoliopsida; Vitales; Vitaceae. The transcript is spliced from 7 exons. Gene Ontology annotation, biological process: signal transduction.